CUCACAAACCCUUACGAUUGCUUUAUCAUAUUCGCAACUCACCAAACUUCAAUCCCGAGCACUUGAAAACAUAUUGGCCUGAACGUACCCAAGUCUAGUCUUUUAGAUCGGAUAGAAAAUGGGGAAAUAUUACUGUGACUACUGUGACGUCUUCCUCGUCAGCGAAAGUCCUUCAGUUCGAAAGGCUCAUAACAGUGGUCGGAAUCAUUUAACCAACGUUCGGGAUUAUUACUCAUCUCUCGGUCAUGACAAGGCCCAAAACAUCAUCGAUGAAAUUACACGGAUGUAUGAGAGCGGUGGCUCGAAUCCCGCGAGGCCAAAUGGUGGCGGUGGGGGUGGAGGAGGUCCAAUGAAUGGAAAUAUGCCAGGUCCACCAGGAAUGAUGCGAGGACCUUUUCCAGGACCACCAGGGAGUGGACCACUUUCAAACCUACCACCAUUCCCUCCUGCGAUGUUAGCCCUGAUGAACGGGGGUAACUCUAAUGCGAUGAAUGGUGGUCAACCCCCUAUGCGUUUCGCUGGACCCCCGAUCCUGAAUUCUAAUGGUAUUCCGCCUCCCUCUGGUCCACCCGGACCUCCUCCCGGUCUUGGACAUCAUUCAUCAGCUCCUCCACCUCCUCAUCACGCCUUUGGCAAUAAUAUGCCCAAUGGGACUGGUCAUCAACCAAAUCAACCCGGACCGCCUGGACCGCCUCCUGGUUUGAUUGGUGGUAUGAAUCCGGAACGUGCUCGACAGUUGGGAUUAAUGUGAGGUAUGCUUGGAAACACAAAGACGAGCGCACCCUUCAAAUUUGCUCCCCUUGUACAGAAAUGAAGCACUUGGAACCAAAAAACUUGAUCAACAUUUUGAUAUGUUAUAUGAAUAUC
This is a messenger RNA of Melampsora larici-populina 98AG31, 867 nucleotides long. RefSeq lists its product as uncharacterized. The record is from RefSeq and is a predicted model, not a curated record. Gene Ontology annotation, biological process: spliceosomal snRNP assembly; mRNA splicing, via spliceosome; mRNA 5'-splice site recognition. Lineage: Eukaryota; Fungi; Basidiomycota; Pucciniomycetes; Pucciniales; Melampsoraceae. Gene Ontology annotation, molecular function: zinc ion binding; pre-mRNA 5'-splice site binding. Bases 119 to 751 code for a protein of 210 amino acids. The transcript has 5 exons. Gene Ontology annotation, cellular component: nucleus; U1 snRNP.